This is a messenger RNA of Cantharellus anzutake, 1053 nucleotides long. RefSeq lists its product as uncharacterized. The transcript is spliced from 5 exons. Lineage: Eukaryota; Fungi; Basidiomycota; Agaricomycetes; Cantharellales; Hydnaceae. Bases 283 to 771 code for a protein of 162 amino acids. The record is from RefSeq and is a predicted model, not a curated record.
GGGACUGUAUACACCGUGUCAAAUAUAUGGAGUGUUAUGUACAUUGAGUUGCCUUUCUCUUUCGUCAUGACUAUUAUUUGGUACCCUUGCCUUUGACAUCCUUCUCCUUCCUUUCGCUCGCGGGCCGAGUUUCUCUCACCCUUCGUUCUAUAAGAAUACCCGCCAGGCCGCGGUUUCACUUCCCCUCAGAGCUGCGCUCUACACACUUCUUCUGUCACAUCAAUCGGCCUAGCCAACCGACUCGUCUUCUCUUGAAUCACGCAAUACUCGACUUUGUAAGCCAUGGGUAAAUUCAUCUGGCACGAAUGGGCUCGCUUCGUUUCGAUCUCCGCCUCCAUUUACCUCCUCUGGGCUGGCAUGUGGGGCAUACUCUUCCGCAAAUUCUUCUUUGACUUCGUCGAUCACACCUACACUAACGGGACGCCUCCCCUUCCUGUCCCCAAUGCUCGCUACAAGCCCAUCUUGGAUAUCAUUGUCACGAUACCUUUGAUCCAACUGUUCGCCAUGGUGAUGGCUCUUGGUACCCUCGCCUUCGAGAACCCCAUCCCUCCUCUCAAGAACACCUUUGCCCAUCGCAACUUUACGUUCAAAGCGGUCUGGUUGCUGCUCCAAGCAACUCUCGCAAUACUCUUUUACCAAGGCACAAACGCUUUCCUUUGGAGCAUCAUCGCUGCCGGUGGCUAUGCCCGUGCGGUGAGCCUCGGUGAGGUGGUGAGGGAUGAGAAUGGGCCAAGACCUAGGGGUGAUGCCUCUGCCCACAUACGUGCUUGAUGGCGUGGUGGCGUGGGUAUGGACCCCAUCGAGUUGUGAGCGACUUCCUUCGGGAGAGGACAUGUUGGCUACAUGUUGUGCUCCUUUCCGAAGAUGUUCUCCAACUCAUUCUCGACGGCCCAAAAUUUCCUCUCCACGAUGCACAAUAUCGAGUAAGCGCGAGGCUGCCACUGGUUGGACGAGUCCGGAGUGAUAUUUGGACCGCCGAGAUUGGGGGAGAAUGACAUCUUCGACCAUUCUUUUAUACGUUUUGAUCAUGGACUGGACUUUUUGACAGAAAAC